This is a messenger RNA of Portunus trituberculatus (swimming crab), 5002 nucleotides long. Its product is annotated as organic cation transporter protein-like. NCBI's taxonomy places the organism in Eukaryota, Metazoa, Arthropoda, Malacostraca, Decapoda, Portunidae. Bases 489 to 2111 code for a protein of 540 amino acids. Gene Ontology annotation, molecular function: transmembrane transporter activity. Gene Ontology annotation, biological process: transmembrane transport. The record is from RefSeq and is a predicted model, not a curated record. The transcript has 13 exons. Gene Ontology annotation, cellular component: membrane.
AUAUUUCAUUAUAGAAAAUGAAUGAGAUGAACAAUCACGCUUGUGGAACUAUUCAUUGUUAUGUAGGACGACCUGCUGAGUGGGAGAAGUACAUGUGAACUCCACCUACAACGCCCAAUUGUAUAUUAUAUACGCGUGUGUUUUUUUUAUUUAAUACACACAGCGUGUGUGAAAGAAGUCAUUACACAACAGUGGUUAUUAUUGGAAUGGCAGUAGUAGGUAUCUGGCUGAUGGUUUUAGUCCGUGAAAGGAACACCCAGUGAGGAUAAGGAGUAUUUGGCAUGGCUGUCUUUAAAUAUUGAUUGUGUGCUGGUUGGUGCGGAGACACACAAGGUGACUAGACAUGGUUAACGUUACCUAGUGGCCUCCCUUGCAUGUGAUGAAAAUGAGCAUUGUUGCACAAUACACAGGGUUCAUAAUUCUGAGGAAAAAAGUGAGGAUCACCAAGACUCAAAGCGAAUCAAGACCAAGACGAGAAACAGAAAGGAAUGGAGAGGCUCUUGGAAAUCGUUGGAGGUUUUGGAAACUACCAGAAGAGGACGUUCCUCCUCCUGUCCCUCCCGACGGUGGUGGUAUCCAUGCAGAAACUGGCAUGGGUGUUCCUUGCGCCCAAGGUUGAUCACAGGUGCCGCAUGUGGUGGGAGGAGGAAAACGCCACCUACCCGAUGGAUGAUGAACUGAAGACGCUAGCCUACCCAUGGGAUGACCAGAAGAAAGCCUACGAUCACUGCCAUUAUUACAGUAAUGUCACGAUGGAACCCCCGCAACGGGCUAACAACAGCGAAAUACUUUCAUGCAGCACGAGCCAAGUGUACGACACCUCACAGUUCAGGACCAGUGCUGUGAUUGACUACAGUUUGGUGUGUGAUAGGGCGUGGCUCCGAGCGACAGUACAGAGCACCUAUAUGGUUGGCAUGCUACUGGGCUCCUACAUACUGGGUGACAUCUCAGACAGGGUUGGCCGAAAGCCGGUUUUCCUGACAUCCCUGGUGAUAAUGGUGGUUGUGGGCAUCGGACAAGUAAUCAUUCCUCACUAUGCUGCCCUGAUUGUCCUCCGCCUGCUGCUCGGUGCCUCGCUACAAGGGAUCUUCCUCGUCGCUUACGUCAUGACAAUGGAGAUGGUGGGGAAGAGAAGUCGCACGGUGGUAGGAGUACUUGCACAUGGUUUCUACUCCAUUGGUUUCUUCAUCACCGCCCUGAUGGCUUGGCUUAUCCCCUCCUGGCGCUGGCUUCAAGUCGCCAUGACCUUGCCAGCCCUUUUCUUCAUCCCCUACUACUGGAUCAUCCCAGAGUCUGCUCGGUGGCUCCUCACAAAGAGACGACCUGAGGAGGCGAAAGUCAUCCUAGAGAAAGUAGCCAAGGUCAACAAGAAGCAGGUAGAUGAGAGGGAUUUAGAGGAAUUAAUGAAAAUCCCAAUUGAUGAGGAUAAGGAAGCCAAAGGGACUUUCUUUGAUCUCUUUCGCUUCUCCAGGUUGCGCUUCAGGACUCUCAACAUUUUCUUCAACUGGAUGGUCAACAGUGGUGUCUAUUAUGGCUUGUCCCUCAGCACUAGUAAUCUGGGAGGCAAUCCUUACCUUAACUUUGUAAUCAGUGGAGCAGUAGAGCUGCCAGGUCUUGCUCUUGCCACUAUACUUCUGGAUCGAGUGGGCCGCCGUAUCCCUCUGGCUGCCUUCCUUGGCCUGGGUGGUCUAUGUCUUGUGUCUACAAUAUUUGUUCCCAAGGAGAUGACCUGGCUCCUGAUAACACUUGCAAUGAGUGGCAAGUUGUGCAUUACCGCUUCCUAUGCCAUCAUCUAUACACUAUCAGCAGAGGUGUUCCCUACUGUGGUGCGCAAUGUUGGCAUGGGCUCCUCCUCCAUGGUGGCACGAAUUGGAGGUGCCUUAGCUCCCUACAUCAAUAUGCUAGAUGACGUAUGGGGUCCAUUGCCACUGGUCAUCUUUGGAUCUCUUGCCGGUGCAGCAAGUCUCCUCACUCUUCAGUUGCCAGAAACUCGGUCUCGCCAACUCCCUGAAACCCUGGAGGAUGGGGAGAACUUUGGCAGAUAUUCAGAAGAAUGUGAAGAUGAGAAGGAUAAAAAGCCUAUCAAUAUCUGCAAGGAUGAGACUAAGUAACCAUGCAGGGCAAACUGUUACAGUAGGUUUUGUAGAAUAGAAUAGAAAGCAUUGCCAAUAGUUCUUGUAUACAGUAUUAAAUUAUGAUUUGAUUGAGCUUCAAGUCAUGUGUAAGUAAUGAUCUAAACAUACAAACCUCUAUACUCCCAUACAGGGAGGAAGAGCACUUAUUGCCUCAUCAGCAAUAUUCUCAGUUUUCAUGCAGAGUCGAGAUUUUAUCCUACCAAGAUGCUUUUGUCCUGGAGCUCUGAUUUACUUGAGAUUCCAGAGCAACUGUUCAGCAUUUAAAUGUAUUGAAUGUGUUCUGGUUAUGCUCUAGUUUGAGGCAAUACUAGUGAGAAUACAUUAUUUUGAAGUGAAACAUGUAGGUGAGUGUGAGUCAAUUCAAAUGGACAAGUACAGAGGAACCUUGACUUAUGAAUGCCUCUGCUAACAAGAAAUUUGAGAUAAGAGCUACCACUUGGUCAAUUUUUUUUGCUGCAACUUGCUAGCCAAAAUCCAAGUUGUGAACUAGUUCCAGGUAUGCUGCUGCUAGUUGUCAAAGUGAAUGCCAUAUCCAUCCAGCAUCACAUAUCCAAUGUGUUCAUUUCAUGUGGAGUUUUUUUGCUGUUGAAACAUUUCUCAUGCUGUGCUAAUGUUUUGUGCUUUAAUGAAGAUUUUUAGCUUAAUUUCAUUUGUCUGACAAUAUAGGUGCUAAGCCUUCCACUCCUCCACCAUUUUCCAUUACAUCUAGUUGUCUGAUCUCCAGAGUACAUACAGUUUAUAAAAACUGUAUAUUUCUUUACAUUUAUUCUUACACUUUAUUAUGUUUUUAUACUAUAUUCAUUAUUCAUAAAUAAUUUUUACUUAACUAAAAUUACAAAAAAAAUAUUUAUAAUGCUUUUUUGGGGGGAAAUGGAACAGACUAAUGGCAUUUCAAUGAAUUUAAAUGGAGAAAAUUUAUUUGAGAUACAUGUGCAAAUUGAGUUACAAGCUUUGUUAUGGAACAUAAUUCAAGGUACCACUGUAUUGUGAUGAUUGUCAUUGAUUUUUGUUAUAGUUCUGAAUCUCCUAAGUAUUUACUUAAGGAAAGAUUGGAAUGAUUUAUGGCAUAAAUAUUUUGUGCAUAUUGAUAGUGGAUCUCUCUUGUCUUGAGAGUUUCUGUGAUGAGUCCUGGUGCAGCUUAUUGAUAUCUUUUAUGAAAAUAUAAAGUUUGGUCAUAAUCAAACUCCUUUAUGGAAAACUUUAUAAGAUUUGAGGUUUUCUUCACAGGAUUAGAACUUUGUUGGAAGAAACAGAUCAAUGUGCUCAUUAGGAGGCAAGAAUAAUUGCUUACAUAUGUUCAAUUGAAAGAAUAGCUAAUCUGUUAAUAAGUCAUGCUAAUUAAGUCCAGUGUUUAUUUCAGCCUUGCACAUAGUGCAUUUCAUAAUAAACAGAAAUAUACCAGGUUAUUGUCAAACCAUCAUGAUGGUGACACCAAGAUCUUAGUUCAAUGAAGAAGACUAGAACAACAAACAAGACUUUUCUCCAUCAAACUACUCAGUAGAAUGUACGAGAUGAUCAUACCGCAUGGUCUAUACUGCUGAUAAAUGAGGUCUUUAUUGCAUUACGGUAAUGCAUGACAUUUUCAACAAGAGACACCUGAGGGAAAUACAAGUUGAAUAUAGAAAUUUUGCUCUUGAAUAAUCAAUAUUUAGAAAGUCUUAUUUAGUCUUGGCUAUGAAUUAUGAUAUAGCAGAAAAAGUGGUGUAUUUUGAUCAUGACUUAAGAGAACAGCAAUCAAUUACAAACACAUCAUACAUCCAUCAAGAAGAGUAUAAGACCUAAUAUGGCUUUUAAUAAGCACUUCCAUUGUCCAUAUGGCUGUCACACAAUCAUACAAUAACCACAGUCAUAAAAGAGAAAUAGUCUUCCUGAAAGGAAAGGGAUAUACUGAAAGAGUUAACAUGAUGGAAAUGCUGAUUAAACAAGUGAAAGUAUUCCACUUGUCACCAGUCUGGCAAGGGGUAUCUUCCUUAGAAAUUAAUACAAUUGUAACAUUCUGGUGUGCACUUAAAUGCUGGUCUCUAUUAACAUGCCUUUGACAUGUGCACUAAUUUACCUUAAUUUUACUUUUCCAUGUGACUUUUCUCUUCUAUCAACACUUCCAUCUUUAUCCAUAUACACUUUCUUGCAAACUCUUUGUUCUUAAUCAUUUCAAUUUAUUAAUUUUCAUCCAUUCUAUCACUCCAUAAGCUGCUUUCUCAAAUGUGUUUUACUGAUUUUCCAUACACACUCACUACUUUCAUCUUCCCAUCUUGUCACUCUACUUGGCCUGCUCAGAUAAAUAAUUUCCACAACAUACACUCUGCUAUUAUACUUUAUUCCAUAUCAUAAUCUCUGAUCCUUAUCUCAGUACUGACAAGAGGAAACCUUUCCUUAAAUCUAUACAUCAACCUUGCAAGUGAUACUACAAUACAUGUAUCUUUCACAGUCCUCUCUUUUAUCUUUACAUUUAUCUCACUAUGUGUACCUUGCACUGCUCCCAAAUACUUAUUUUCUCUUUCAUUCUCUUCCCAUAACUAGCUCACACCUUUGGACAGCUGGUACUCAUACACUCAUCCCAUAAUGUAUCAUUAAGUCACAAAACCACUUCUCCAGUCACAAAAAACAUUACUUACUUUUCCAAACAUUCAUCUUUAUUUUUUCCCUUUCUUAUUAUCUUUUGAAUUGAACCACAACUUAGUAAAAUUGUAUUUAUUUUCCUGCUUCUGAGAGUGUCAUCUGCAAACAAGCAUACUACUACAACCCUUCACACUCCAUUCCAUUUCAUCCUUGCAUCAACAUUUCCCACUUUAGCUCUUAUUUCCUUUACAGACUUUCUUGAAAUAUCAAACAAUUAUAGAGAUAUAAAAAAUCCCUGCCUCUCUCCU